Messenger RNA from Caenorhabditis remanei, 1149 nucleotides. RefSeq lists its product as uncharacterized. Lineage: Eukaryota; Metazoa; Nematoda; Chromadorea; Rhabditida; Rhabditidae. Gene Ontology annotation, biological process: nuclear-transcribed mRNA catabolic process, no-go decay; RNA surveillance; nonfunctional rRNA decay. Bases 1 to 1149 code for a protein of 382 amino acids. The record is from RefSeq and is a predicted model, not a curated record. The transcript is spliced from 7 exons. Gene Ontology annotation, cellular component: cytoplasm.
AUGAAGCAAUUCAAACGAUUUAUUGAGCGAGAUGGGAGUGGCUAUGUCGUUCUCAUGGCAGAGGAAUCCGAGGACAUGUGGCACAUAUACAAUCUGAUACGUGUCGGAGACAUCAUAAAAGCCUCAACUAUCAGAAAAGUCGUCUCAGAAACCUCCACCGGAACCACAUCCUCUCAACGUGUGCACACAAUGCUCACAGUCUCCGUAGAGUCGAUCGAUUUCGAUCCAGGAGCCGAAGAAUUGCAUCUAAAGGGACGAAACAUUGAAGAGAAUGAUAUUGUAAAGUUGGGUGCUUAUCACACAAUCGAUUUGGAACCACAACGCAAGUUCACACUUCAAAAGACAGAAUGGGAUUCAAUAGAUAUCGAACGCCUGAACACUGCUCUCGAUCCCGCUCAAGCCGCCGACGUGGCAGCCGUCGUUCUCCACGAAGGACUCGCAAAUGUGUGCUUGAUAACGCCAGCGAUGACAUUGACACGUGCUAAAAUUGAUAUGCCGAUUCCCAGAAAACGGAAAGGAUUCACGAGUCAGCAUGAGAAAGGUCUCGAGAAGUUCUAUGAAGCCGUCAGUGUUGCAUUCAUGAGACAUGUUAAUUUGAAUAUCGUAAAAUGUGUCAUCGUAGCGAGUCGUGGAUUUGUGAAGGAUUCGUUUAUGGAGCAUCUGAUAGCACAUGCUGAUGCGAAUGGGAAGAAAUUCACUGCGGAUCAAAGAGCCAAAUUUAUGUUGACACAUUCGAGUAGUGGAUUCAAACACGCGCUGAAAGAGGUUCUGGAGACACCACAAGUUGCGGCGAGGCUGGCGGAUACCAAGGCUCAAGGAGAAGUGAAAGCACUGAACCAAUUCCUAGAGUUGAUGUCGACAGAACCCGAUCGUGCAUUCUAUGGAUACAACCACGUAAGCCGUGCCAAUCAAGAGCUCGCCAUCGAGACACUUCUCGUUGCUGACUCUCUAUUCCGUGCCGAUAAUGUCGAAACCCGUCGGAAAUAUGUGAAAUUGGUGGAAAGUGUGCGCGAGCAGAACGGCAAAGUGCACAUUUUCUCGUCGAUGCACGUCUCCGGUGAACAAUUGGCUCAGUUGACGGGUUGUGCAGCGAUUCUGAGAUUCCCGAUGCCCGAUUUGGAUGAUGAGCCAAUGGAUGACGAUGAAUAA